AUGUCGCAACAAUAUAAAUUACAUCAAUUUACAAAUGAAAAAGAGUUUAUUGAAGGAUCUUGUGAAUUCAUAUACGAUAUCAUCAAGAAUGCAAUUGCUGUAAGAGGUAAUGCCGUGAUUGGUUUGAGUGGUGGUACAUCACCAAAGGCAAUCUAUGCAGCAUUGACUGUACCUAGUGAAAAGAAUCAGACUAUCGAUUGGACUAGAGUAUUCUUUUACAGUGUCGAUGAGAGAUACAUUGGCAAGGAGUCACCUGAUUCACUCUAUCAUUUGGUGCGUCACACCAUCUUUGCAGACUCUACACCCGUCAGCGGACUGAUCGACAAACACUUUACCACACCAGAUACAUCACUCGCACUACCAGAAUGUAUCAACAAGUAUAAAAGUGAUCUCUCACAACUUGUUCAAACCAAGUCUGAUGGUGCACCCGAUCUAUCUAUUCUUGGUAUGGGUGAGGAUGGUCAUAUUGCCUCGAUCUUUCCACAAAUGGAUAGUACACCAGACAAACAUAUCGAUCUUCCAACCGACCUCGUCUACCAUACCACUACCACUCGCUUUGCCAUCUUUGAUCGUAUCACUACCAAUCUAAACUUUUUAACUAGCUCUCGUAACAAAUUAUUCUUUAUGAAAGGAGAAUCAAAGAAAAAGGUUUGGGAUGAAAUGGUAGCUCAACCAACCAAUCCAUACAGAUGGCCUGCUCAAGCUAUCAAUCAAUCUGGUCAUUCAAAUGUUUUCUAUCUUGUCUAA
Messenger RNA from Cavenderia fasciculata, 747 nucleotides. RefSeq names its product 6-phosphogluconolactonase (gene pgl). The transcript has a single exon. Gene Ontology annotation, molecular function: 6-phosphogluconolactonase activity. NCBI's taxonomy places the organism in Eukaryota, Evosea, Eumycetozoa, Acytosteliales, Cavenderiaceae. Gene Ontology annotation, biological process: carbohydrate metabolic process; pentose-phosphate shunt. The record is from RefSeq and is a predicted model, not a curated record. Bases 1 to 747 code for a protein of 248 amino acids.